GAGGCAACACUGCUCUCUUCGUUAAUAUUUUGAAAACACAAGAAGUGACGUGCCUGACGUGCUAAACGUCAAAAACUAUUAGUCAUUAUUUUUGGAAAAACGAUUUCAAGCCAGCAAACAAUAUUGAAAAAUUCUUAUUUGGGCUGAUUAUUUUGUUUCCUGAUCAAAUCAUGUCGUCCCGUAAGACAGCCGGCCGCCGUGGCACCAACAAGAAGCGCGCCCAGCGUGCCACCUCCAAUGUGUUCGCUAUGUUCGACCAAGCACAGAUCGCAGAGUUCAAGGAGGCCUUCAACAUGAUUGAUCAAAACCGAGACGGAUUUGUCGACAAGGAUGACCUGCAUGACAUGUUGGCUUCUUUAGGUAAGAAUCCCACAGAGGAUUACUUGGAGGGUAUGAUGAACGAAGCUCCAGGCCCAAUUAAUUUCACCAUGUUUCUGACGCUGUUUGGAGAGCGUCUGCAAGGCACCGACCCAGAAGAUGUCAUCAAGAAUGCUUUUGGAUGCUUCGAUGAAGAGAACAUGGGCGUGAUAGCCGAGGAGCGUCUCCGCGAGCUACUGACUACGAUGGGCGACCGCUUCACCGACGACGACGUCGACGAAAUGCUCCGCGAGGCGCCAAUCAGAGAUGGCCUGUUCGACUAUGUCGAGUUCACGCGCAUACUCAAACAUGGUGCUAAAGACAAGGACGAGCAGUAAGGUGGCUGUGUGGGCGGGUACUCACUUCUAUCGUGUAGAUGUUAUAUGGACACACACACAUGUAUUGUAUUGGAAGUGUUAGCACCGUGGAAAACAAACUUAAAAACAACAAUAAAAUACCUUUUGCUUCCAUGUCUAUCAAAUUGGGCUAAUAAGAAAGUGAAUAGCAUACGCCAUACCUUACCUUAUUUUUUUUAUGUAAAUGUCCAUAAUGAAUAUGUUAAAUUACAUGUUGAUGAUUAAGAAGAUAAUUUUAUAAAUUUGGAAAUUUUAUGGUUUGGACAUGUUGCCAGUAUUUAAACAAAAAGAUAGGUUAUAAAAGAAAAUGUACACUUUUACUAACAACGCCCGCCCAGACGGUACUUAUUAUAUUGUUUAUUGCCAAACUAUAUUGGUAUUAUAAUGUUAGGUUUUACAAAAAGCUGAAUAAGUCUUUAGUCUAUCAGAAACAUAAUAAUCUCGAAAAACAGACUGAGGUGCUAAAAUGUUAUUCAACAGUUGAAUAUCUAAAAUAGCAAAUGCAUUUGUUGAAAUGAUUCCAUGUUUUAUAUACAAGUAACAAGAUAUUUUUCCCAUUGCUUUGAAAUUCUUAUACUGUUAAUGUGAUUGGCCAAAAGUAUUAUAAUCAUUCCCGAGGUUAGACAUUGAUUAGUUCUGUACUUGUUUAAAAUGAAGUAUAUUUAAGUUAAGAGAACAGAAUUUGUUUUUUAAAUUAUGAAUUUGAAGUAGGAAGUGAUGAUAACUAUGGUAAUAUACAAGACGUGUGUUACGUAGGUAUUAAUAAUCAUGUAUGUAUGUAUUUUAUUAAGCCAUAUAUUAUAACUAAUUUUUAUCAUAAAUA
Molecule: messenger RNA, 1536 nt
Organism: Amyelois transitella
Lineage: Eukaryota; Metazoa; Arthropoda; Insecta; Lepidoptera; Pyralidae
Gene: sqh
Product: myosin regulatory light chain sqh
Exons: 4
Coding region: 171-695 (174 amino acids)
Biological process (GO): post-embryonic development; locomotion
Cellular component (GO): cytoplasm; myosin II complex
Molecular function (GO): myosin heavy chain binding; calcium ion binding
Source: RefSeq, a predicted model, not a curated record